AAUUGUUUUUUCUCUCUUUUAACCUUGAAAAUGGGAAGAAUUUUAAAUAAAAUUAAAGAAGGUGCCAAGGUUUCGAUUUUGGGCUCAGUUAUUGGUGAAGACCCUGCUCGUUUACUUUUGGGAGACUUGUGGAAAAAAAAAAGGCUUCUUGCAACAGUUCUAUGUGUAGCUUCAGAAAAGGAAAUAGUAAUUUCAGCAGGUCGUAUGAAGUUUGUAUCUGCUAAUGCAGAUGCUUAUCCUAACCAAAAUAAUGAAAACGAUGAACAAGAAGAAGCAAAUAGUA
Molecule: messenger RNA, 283 nt
Organism: Scutellospora calospora
Lineage: Eukaryota; Fungi; Glomeromycota; Glomeromycetes; Diversisporales; Gigasporaceae
Source: the annotation of a GenBank genome assembly